Uranotaenia lowii is the source of this 1842-nucleotide messenger RNA. RefSeq lists its product as uncharacterized. The record is from RefSeq and is a predicted model, not a curated record. NCBI's taxonomy places the organism in Eukaryota, Metazoa, Arthropoda, Insecta, Diptera, Culicidae. The transcript has 3 exons. The coding region runs from base 1 to 1842 and encodes 613 amino acids.
AUGAUCGCAAUUCGCCGGUUCUACAGCUUAGAACGCUGCCUACAACGAGAUGACUCCACCAAAAUGGCCUACCACAAAUUCAUCGAAGAAUACGCACAACUUGAACACAUGUUUAAGAUAGAUCCUGUCGUCGAUAACAAACCACACUGCUAUCUGCCACAUCACCCGGUCUUCAAGGAAGCCAGCACAACCACCAAGGUACGCGUGGUAUUCGACGCUUCUUGCAAGACCACAUCCGGGUAUUCGCUGAACGAUAUGCUGCUCGUCGGUCCGGUCGUUCAACAGGAUCUGCUGUCCAUAACCCUUCGAUUCCGUACAAAGGCCAUCGCUCUUGUGGCGGACAUUGAAAAAAUGUACCGUCAAGUUAAUUUACAUCCCGAUGAUCAGCCCUUUCAUCGAAUCCUUUGGAGGGAGAACCCUUCUGAACCGUUGGAUACUUACGAACUCCGCACCGUUACUUACGGAACCGCUUCAGCUUCGUACCUGGCAACUCGUGUUUUGAAGCAGUUAGCCAUUAAUGAAGGAGAUAGGUUCCCAGUCGCAGCCGAAGCCAUCGAUGACUACUACAUGGAUGAUUUACUAUCCGGUGCCAACGAUCUAGAGUCCGCUAUACAAAAACGCCGCCAGAUGUUCGCGGUGUGUCAGUCUGCCGGAUUUCAGCUGAGAAAGUGGGCUUCUAACAACCGAUCGGCUCUUGUAGACGUUCCAUCUGAAGACCUUGCCAUCGAUCCACUGCAUGACUUGAACGAAGAUCAAUCGGUAUCGACUCUCGGCCUAAGGAAGGUAAUCUCCUACAUAGCGAGGAUUUUCGAUCCGCUGGGCCUCGUCGGACCAGCUAUAACACUGGCCAAGCUGUUCAUGCAACAGUUGUGGCGACUUAGAUCAGAAAAGGACGAACCGUACGAUUGGGAUCGGCAUCUGCCUUCGAAGCUGCAGGAGGAGUGGAAGAAGGUCCAUGAAACGUUCUACAUUUUAGCCGACAUCCGAAUUCCUUGGUUUGUCAACGGAUUUGCAGAUUGUUCGAUCCAGCUCCAUUUCUUCUGUGACGCAUCUGAUGCUGCAUAUGGAUCUUGUUGCUUCGUUCGUUCCAAAUUUGCUGGCGAAAUCAGAGUGCGGUUGUUGACCUCCAAAUCCAAGGUUGCUCCUUUGGCCAAGAAACAUUCGAUUGCACGUUUGGAGCUAUGCGCAGCUGUUCUAUCCACAAAGUUGUUCCGGAAGGUACAAGGCGCGAUUGGGUCAUCAGAACACGUUUAUUUCUGGUCUGACUCAACCACAGUCCUCCAAUGGUUGAGGUCGCCACCGCAUCGAUGGAGAACCUUUGUUGCCAAUCGCGUUACUGCUAUCCAGACUGGCGCUGAAGGUCUCAAUUGGAGACACGUCCCGGGAGUGCAGAAUCCAGCCGACCUGUCGUCGUCAUCGGAAUAUUGGCCACGAUGUGUUUUGCCGGAGAAUGAUUCACCAGAGGUCGCUGAAGAAAGUCAUUCUGUCAGUUCAGCUGCCACCGUUUCCGAAAAAGAGGAUUUUGCAGACCAGCUGUUCACUCGGUAUUCAACGUUCAAGCGACUCAACCGGGUAACAGCCACUUGUAUCAAAUACAUCAAGGCACUCCAAGCUGCAGCUAUAAGGAGGAAAAAUCAACUAGUUACGCCGUUCCCUACACCCAAUGAGUUAGCGAUCGUCUACCUUUCAGCUGAAGAUUUAGCCGAGGCGGAUCGUGCGCUGCUCCGAUUAGCCCAGUCACAGCUACAUAUACGCGGAAGAGCUAUCCGAGUUCCAAAACCCCAACCGUACAAGAAAUCCGUUGUCGUCGCAGUUACGAUACCUACGUCCUUUCCUCUGUGA